Molecule: messenger RNA, 3466 nt
Organism: Lates calcarifer (barramundi perch)
Lineage: Eukaryota; Metazoa; Chordata; Actinopteri; Centropomidae
Gene: pacsin2
Product: protein kinase C and casein kinase substrate in neurons 2
Exons: 12
Coding region: 204-1712 (502 amino acids)
Biological process (GO): plasma membrane tubulation; cytoskeleton organization; regulation of endocytosis
Cellular component (GO): cytoplasm; plasma membrane; endosome
Molecular function (GO): protein binding; phospholipid binding
Source: RefSeq, a predicted model, not a curated record
CGGAUGUGCAUUUCCUCACUGUGGCUAACUGACGGCGGUGUCAGUCAGUCGAUCGAUGGUGCCGCUGCUGAGCAGAAAAAGGGACGUAAAGAUUUGUAAAUUGGCACCAAGAGGAGAAUUAAUUCUUCAGUGAAGCAUAAACUCUCGAGGGGAAUACAAUUGUUACAGGCCCUACACAUUGAGUGUAACUUAGGGCAGCAGCGAUGUCGGGCUCCUACGAUGACUCCAUGAUUGAUGUCUCCAGCGACAGCUUCUGGGAGGUUGGUAACUACAAGCGUACAGUGAAACGGGUAGAUGAUGGCAAUCGGCUCUGUAACGAUCUCAUGAACUGUCUUCAUGAGCGGGCGCGGAUUGAGAAGUCGUACGCACAGCAACUCACAGAAUGGGGCAAGCGCUGGCGGCAGCUCAUAGAGAAAGGUCCUCAGUAUGGUACAUUGGAGCGGGCUUGGUCUGCUCUGUGCACAGAGGCAGAGAAGGUGAGCGAGCUCCACAUGGAGGUGAAAGCAUCGCUGAUGGGUGAAGACUAUGAGAAGCUAAAGAACUGGCAAAGAGACUCCUACCACAAACAGAUGAUCGGCGGCUUUAAAGAGACUAAAGAGGCUGAGGAUGGCUUCCGCAAGGCUCAGAAACCCUGGGCUAAGAAACUCAAAGAGGUGGAGACGAUGAAGAAAACUUAUCAUUCUGCCUGCAAAGAGGAGAAGCUGGCUGCCAGCAGGGAGACCAACAGCAAACUAGAGAACAACAACCCUGAUGCCCAGAAGAAGCUCCAGGAAAAGGUGGAGAAGUGUCAGCAGGAGGUGCAGAAGACUAAGGAACGCUAUGAGAAGUCCCUUGAAGAGCUCGACAAGCUGACUCCUCAGUACAUGGAGAACAUGGAGCAGGUGUUUGAGCAGUGGCAGCAGUUUGAAGACAAACGCAUCUGCUUUUUCAAAGAGCUGCUGCUGGAGGUUAAACAGCACAUGGACCUCUCAACCAAUCACAGAUUCCAGACAAUCUACCACACGCUGGAGGACACAAUCUCUGCUACUGAUGCUGAAGAGGACCUGAAAUGGUUCCGGUCCAAUCAUGGCCCCGGCAUGCCAAUGAACUGGCCACAGUUUGAGAAUUUGGACUGGUCCCAGCCUCGCUCCUUUAAGAGAAGGUCCAUUGUAGACUGGUCAAUAGAUCUGAACCGAACCCUCAGCAGACGAGAAAAGAAGAAGCCAUCGGAGGGCGUCACGCUGACAGGCAUCAGUCAAACUGGGUCAGACCAGCCUGUCCAGCCUGCCAAGACCAGCAGCAGCUUGACUGUGCCCACUAAAACAGCGCCAGUGGGCUCAAACCCCUUUGAGGAUGACGAAGAUGAGGAAGAGGACAUGGCCGUGGAGCAGCAGACCACAGUCAACCACAUCAGUGUGAAUAAAGACGAAAUAAAAACCGCAAGCAGCACGGAGAAGACUCCAGACUGGUCAGAUGAAGACACAGGUGGAAACCCGUUCUCCGCCAAUGGUGAUGGGAAUCCGUUUGAGGACGAGCCGGCUACUCCGGUCGUAUCUGUUCCUGUCAGAGCCCUGUACGACUAUGAAGGGCAGGAGCAGGAUGAGCUGAGCUUCAAAGCAGGUGACGAAUUUACUAAAAUCGGAGAGGAAGAUGAUCAGGGUUGGUGCAAAGGCCGGCUCAAGGGCGGACAAACAGGCCUCUAUCCUGCUAACUAUGUGGAAGACAUCCAGUAAUGAAUUACCACAGAUGAAAUAAAUGUGAAGAAAGAAGAAAGUGCUUUGUAGAGAAAUGGCAGUGCGGCUGGAAAAAAAAUUUUCUCCCCGUUGGUGAAGACUGGACUGAGGUGGGGGGAUGGACGGAGAGGAGAGGUUACAGAUCAUUUAAGGACCACUUGAGAUAUCGUUGCUUUGACCCUCAUAGAAACUAAGUACAAAGGUGGAGAUUAACCACAAGUUUCCAGAUGAUUCCAAGCGAGGAAGAUCACAGAGAGAAAUUGCUGUCAGUGUAAAAUAUGUUACUUAGAAUCCCAUUUAUGCUGUUACAAAAUAAUAGGUAUCCAAGUAUAUAUAUUAGACAAGACUCAUUGAACUUUAUGUGUGAAUUUAUAUAUUGUUUAAACAGAGAAACACUGGGAUGACAGUCUGACAAAUUGUCUCGCAAUGUUAGCCAUGCAGCCUUAAUAUGCAAAGCCACUAUGGAUACAUUAAGGGAGAUUACCCUUUUUACAACCAUAAUUAACCAUCUCUGCCUGUUAGAGUUCAGUCCAAAAAUGUUUAAUAAACGUUUCAUCUUCUGGACAAAAAAAAGCCCUUAUAUUGAGAUUAUUGUCUCAGAUUUAACUUGAUUUUAAACUUGCUUACAUUGUUCUGUCAUUCCUUUCAGGGUGUUGUUUUUCCAUUCAGUUCUUAAACUGUUGUGGGUAUUUUAUAAGGAAUGAUAAAGACCAUUAGAGCCUUAUCCUGACGUAGUCUUCAUUUAGCUCACAGUGGGUAGGUUUCGUCUAGUCACUGCAAAUGAAUGUAUAUUCACUGAUUGUAUUUCUUCACCUAUUGAUUGUUCACUUUUGCUGAUGUUGGGUUUCUGCAACCACUGACCCAUUUAACACCUUGAACAACUGUCCUCAAGCCUUUCACACAAAUGUCUCUCCUUUCUGUUGCAGACUAUAGUGAUACAUGGGUUUUUUUCUUGCAACACUGAAAGAUUUUCCUCACUUGAAUUUCCCGUGUUCUAGUUCUCUCAUUUCCUGUUAAAUAUAAAAUUAUGGGAGAAUAUUUUAGUGUUUUGUUUUUUGGAAAUAUAUUACAAGUCAUAGCAAUAAAAUCACAGCCAAGUCUGGUAUUGCAUACAUGCAUGUAAAUAGCCUGGAUUAAACAUAUUAGAACAAAUUUAAGCAUCAAGAUCAGAUGAUGUGUCUUUAGAAAGUGAUGAUUGUUAAUUUAUGAUGCCACAAGUGCUUUUGUUCUACUCUUGUUAGGAUGCUGUGACUGAGAAUCAGUUUGUACAUUAAUUGAAUGUUUAAUGAAAAACUAUCCCUUGAAUCUGUUAUUUUGUUAUAUUUGUAAAUAUGAUUAUUUUCCCCUUCAUAGAGGGCCAUACUCAUUGAGCUAAUCAACAAAUACCAUGGGAAUAAUUGUUGAUUUUCUCUUAGGAGCUAUGACAUGAAUGGAUAAAACUAAUUUCAUAAUCUAAACACAUGUUUUGAUCAUCAAAUAUUUUGUCGGCUUGCAUUUUUGCAGAGCUGACCUGCAGGCUUUUCUAAAUUCAUUAACUGCCUAAUGUAUUGAUGAAAUCACUGAAAAAUGCUAUUUUAAUGCCUUCAACUGCAGCACAAGAGGAGGAUGAUUCUUGUCUUUAAUAAAGUGAGAAAGGAGAUGUUCUGCCAUGUUUUCAGGGCAUGCUGUUGUUAGAAUACAGCAACAGCUGUACUUGCACAGUAAGGUUUGUAAAUGUUGUCCCACAACAUAAUAAAUGAAUUUAUUGGAAAAUA